This is a messenger RNA of Thlaspi arvense, 1266 nucleotides long. Lineage: Eukaryota; Viridiplantae; Streptophyta; Magnoliopsida; Brassicales; Brassicaceae. The record is from the annotation of a GenBank genome assembly.
AUUCCCUUCAUUUUCGCCACUCUAGUCUACACAAACAGCCAGAAUAUCAAAGCUUUCAUAUCUAUCUUACAUUGACCGCUUUUCUUCUUCUGCAAGAAAACAAAAAGGGAUGGGUUUCUUAGAGUUAUUGGAGGUGGCUUCAAUGCCAAUCGUCCAAGUUCUCCUAAUCAGCAUCCUUGGUGCCUUUUUGGCAACCGAUUACUGCUCUCUUCUCUCCGCAGACACCCGAAGAUCCGUAAACAAACUCGUCUUCGUGGUCUUCACCCCCUGCAUCAUGUUUGCCAACCUUGCCCAGACUGUCACAUUGCAGGACAUUAUUUCAUGGUGGUUCAUGCCCAUAAACGUUGGAAUCACCUUUCUAGUAGGAGGCAUUCUUGGAUGGUUGGUGGUCAAGCUGCUAAACCCCAAACCUCAACUUCAUGGUCUUAUCAUCGCUACUUGUGCCUCAGGCAAUAUGGGAAACCUUAUGCUUAUUCUUGUUCCUGCCAUCUGUGACGAGGAAGGCAGCCCUUUUGGGAAUCGGAGUGUGUGCAGAUCCAUUGGACUCUCCUAUGCAUCCUUCUCUAUGGCUCUUGGGGGUUUCUACAUUUGGACCUACAGUUACCAACUGGUGAGAAGCUCUGCUACACAGUUUAAAGCUCUCGCAGCCGCCGGCUUGGUGUCUACUCGGACAUACAUCAACGACUUGCUCCAUCAGAUUCUUGAGGAACUCUUUGCACCACCCACUGUUGGUGCCAUUCUUGGUUUCGUCUUCGGAGCAACCAAUUGGCUGAGGAAUCUUAUAAUCGGGGAGAAUGCUCCGCUGCGAGUCAUCCAAGAUUCAGUGAAACUACUUGGGGAAGGCACGAUUCCUUGCAUCACACUCAUACUGGGGGGAAACCUGAUACAGGGUCUGCGUUCCUCAGCCGUGAAAACGUCGGUGAUCGUGGGAGUGAUCUGUGUGCGCUAUAUAAUCCUUCCCGUGGUGGGGGUCGGGGUGGUCCACUUAGCGGGGAACCUAGGCUAUCUUCCUCCAGACCCUCUCUUCCGAUACGUUCUCAUGCUUCAGUUCACCCUUCCGCCUGCUAUGAAUAUCAGCACGAUGGCACAACUGUUCGACGUGGCUCAAGAUGAGUGCGCUGUCAUCUUCUUGUGGACCUAUCUGGUUGCAUCUUUAGCCCUCACCGUGUGGUCAACCAUAUUCCUCUCCAUCCUCUCGUGAAAAGCAAAUGGAGGAUGCAACCUCUUGGUUUUUUUUUUUCUUAAUUAUUUGUUGAUACUUUCCUC